Messenger RNA from Paramecium tetraurelia, 3426 nucleotides. RefSeq lists its product as uncharacterized. Gene Ontology annotation, molecular function: protein binding. The record is from RefSeq and is a predicted model, not a curated record. The transcript has 5 exons. Lineage: Eukaryota; Ciliophora; Oligohymenophorea; Peniculida; Parameciidae.
AUGUAAGAGAAAGUAAUUCAUUUAGUAGAUUCAAGACGAGACAAAAGCCUAAAGAAAAUGAUCAAAAUUCUUAGAUUCUAAAAUUGCAAAGUUAAUAGAAUGUCAAAAGUAAAACCACAAGUCUAUUAUGUAGAAUUGCCUUCCAAAGUUGAGCAGGGCAGUUUCCAUAUCUUACCCGAGAGAGACUCGAGACCCAAGACCAAAUCCAUGGCUUAAAAACUCAUACAAGUAUACUAAAUCCCCAUCCUAAUAUAGAAAUCUUCAAAAAAAGUGUUAGGGGACACUCACAAUUCCUUAUUACCCAAGAACAAACUCAUCAAGUAGAGUAGUUUUGGAAAGAAUCGCUCUAAAAAAAUACAUUCCUUUAGUUAUAAUCAUUAUGAGAGCGUUUAAAAAGAGAAUGAGGAUUGUUAUAUCCAUUUUAACAACAUGUCCAACGUAUCCUUCAAAGAUUAUAUGGACGCAGAAGGUACAAAAUACCAAAAUUAAUCCAUAGCUCGUGCCAAUAAAAUGCCAUCCGAUAAAUCCUAAGAAAUAAUUGAAGGCAAGAAACUUUUGAGCUUGGGUCAAACUGAAGAAGCACAAAAACUAUUUGAAGACAUUCUCCAAGUCAGUAACAAUCCAGAAGCAAGAUAUUUAAAUGGUCUCUGUCAUUUGAGUAAAUCAGAAUUCUCAGAAGCAAUUGCCGAUCUGAGUCUCCUGAUUUCACAACAACCACUCUAUAAAAGAAAUGCCUACAUUCUAUUAGCAAUCGCUUACAAAAAAUCCAAUUGUCCAAACGAUGCCUUAACUACUUUAACUCAUGCUAUUAAACAGUUUAACAAAUAUUUUGAUGCCUAUAUCUACAGAGGCAAACUUUUGUUGAAAAUGAAAUAGUAUGAUCGUGCCUUGAAGGAUUUCACUAGUGCAGUAGAAAUACAACCAAAAAAGGCAAUUGCAUAUAUAGGAUAAGCCGAUUGUUACCGAUACAUGAAUCAACCAAAAUACAGUGUCUAAGCAUGCACUCAGGCUAUAGAAUGCGAGGAUUCCGCUUUCAGAUAAGCACUAGUCAAAAGAACUUUGCUCUACAUUGAUUUAAAAGAAUAUGACUUGGCACUACUAGAUAUUGAGGCUGUUUUAGAAGAAGAUCAUUGUGAUUCUGAAGCAUUAUAUAUAAAAGGUUUCAUUUGUACCAAAAGAAAUUAAAUUUCAGAAGCCUUCCUAGCAUAUGAGUAAUCAAUCAAACAUAACAAUUCAAAAAAGGCUGUGUCCAAGUCUCUUUAUGAAAUUGCUAAAAUUAAAAUUGAAUAAAGGGACUUUUACGAGGCAUUUUAUCAGUUGAGUCGAGCUGAUUAUUUAGAUGUCGAUGAAAAGAUCUUAGAAAAAUUCAAAAUCUUUACCGAUGGAGUUACUUUCUUAAUGAAACGUAAAUUCGAUGAAGGUGUUGAGGCUCUGACAACCCUGAUCACUAAACAUUAGUUUACAGAUUUUUUGAAACCUCUCAUCUUUUAAUAUAGAGCUUAUGGAUACUUUUGUUAAUCGCAGUACUAAAAGUCUCUUAAUGAUCUCAAUCAAUUGGCUUCACUUGAAAAACCCUCCAUUUAUAAUAAACUAAUAGCUGAAGGGAUCCUUGCUGCUGUAGCAAACUAAUUCGAACAAUCUUAAGGAUUCUUUUUAAAAGCCUAAAAAUUAAUGCCCAAUAAAAUGGAACCUUACUUUUACAAGGCCACAACUUUAGUCAAAUUCUAUAGUUAUCUUAUUCCAAAAGAUGAUGUCGAAAAAAAAAAUAAAUUUUUGAAUGAUGCUCUCAAAUACAUGGACAUGGCAGUCAAAAUAAAUGAGCAAUCGAAUCUACUGUUUUAUAGAGGAAUUGUUCUUUUUGCAUAGGGAAGAUUGGAAGAUUCCUUAAUGGAUUUAGAUAAGGCCAUAGAAAAGUCGGAAGAUCAUGUAGCAAAGCAUUUUUACGUCCGAGGGAUGAUAUAAGCUUGUAGAAAUGCAUUUGAACUUGCUCUUAAUGAUUUAACCAUAGCAAUUAAUCUUGAUGAGAAAUUCGUUGAUGCCUAUUUAAAUAGAGCGAAAAUGUUUCUAUAUUUGGGAGAUAGGAAAAAUGCCUAUUAUGAUGCUCAAAAAUACAAAGAAUUUAAAUAGACUGAUCCAUAGAAUGAUAUUAUCAUAGGGAAUUUGUUCUUUUAGAUUGGUGCUUAUGAAGAUGCUAUCCAGUCCUAUUCUAAUAGUAUUAGCUCUGAAAAAAGCUUGCAAGUAUUGUACUACAGAGCCAAAACAUAUAUUUUAAUUAAGGAACUAAAUAGUUCAAUGCUUGAUCUGCAAAAAAUAGUAGAAUAAUCAAAUGAAAUCCAUGCUAUUGUGGAUUUAAAUAUCUUGCAAUAGUUAAAGAAUACAUCAACAGCGAAUAGUGAUUAGAAUCUGUUUUAGGAAGCCCUACAAUGUGCUAAUCAAAUUUUAAAGAAGGGAGCAGAGGGAAAGAUAUUCAAAAAAUCAGACAUCCUAUUUUAUAAGGGAAUAUUCCUAUUCUACUUAAAAUAAUAUGAAGGUGCCCAAUAAGCAUUAAGAGAAUCAUAUAAAAUUAAAGAGGAUCAAUAGAGGAAGGAGUUAGGUUCUAUCAAUGAUUCAGACUAAUAUAUUUUAGAGUAGUUGAAUUAAACUCAGAAGAAGAUUGAAUGUAGAAGCAAACCUUUGGAAGAAUUUGAAUUCAGCGAUAGAACUUACAAUUUAUUUGAAUACUAUUUCAAUAGAGCCACUGUACAUUUACUCUUAGGAUAAACAGAAUCGGCACAUGAUUAUUUAGAAUAAUUGCAUGAAAAUAUAGCAUAACCAGAAAUCUAAGAACAUCUAUCAUAAUUUAUUGAAUUAUUGAAAGAAGAUUAGAAUCCUAAAAGUGAAAUCAAUCCUGAGCUUUCAAAGCUGACUGAAUUCAUCAUCUUUCCAUAACACAACAGAUUAUGCUCAAUAUAUCCAAUGGUCAAACUGCCUUUAAAGAAAUAUAAAUAGAGCUUAUUGUUGAGGUUAUCCUUUUGUUUGCCCACAGUUGAGAUUCCUGAAAUGAACAUCAAAUUUGACGACAAAUUACUUGAAGCAAUCAGUCCAACUGUUGUUGAAAAUAAACCAGAAGCUCCUUGGAUUAAACGAACCUCUGAAGGAGUAAUUUUCACAGACAAUGUUCAGAUAGUUGAGGAUUUAGAUCUGCAAUCAACAACGAGGCUUUCAAAGAAAUAGACAGAAAUCGAAGAUCCAGAAUUCUAACAAUUUGAAGAUUAGUUAAAUCAUGCAAUUGAGAAAUAUGAUUAUAGUGAAAUAGACUAAUAAGAUGAAAUUGUUGAAUAACCAACUUAAGCUCUAGACUUACUGUAGCUCAAAUAAAAUCUAAUGCUAGAUUCUAAAAUUGCAGACAAAUUAAAUUCAAUUCUAUAAAAAAAAGCUUAAAAUUGA